AUGCGCUCUAGAAGCGCUUUACACAUUGUUUCUUCGGUAAUUUGCGCCGUUGUCAUCAAGAUCUUUGCUGGCCCUCGAACCAACGUGGGGAGGAUCACUGGGCGUGCUGGAAGUCCUUCACGUCCAGCCCUUGCGUGCAAGCGCACAGCCCAUGGCAGCCGGUGGCUACGUGCUCGGACUACGGUCCCGUUCGGGCUCGAAAAGGGUCGGGAUGUGGGGUACUCGGGCUUCGCCAGCCUCGGGUGGACGAGAGUCCGUUCGGUCGUCCUCCUUGACGCAUUGAGCGUCGAGAUGCGCUGUAGAAGCGCUUCAGAACAUUGCUUGGUUGGUGCCUUGCACUGCGACCUCCAGGAUCUCCGCUGGCCCUCGAAUCGACGUUGGGAGGAUCACUGGGCGUGCUGGAAGUCCUUCACGUUCGGCCCUCGCGCGCAAGCGCACAGCAGCUGGCAGCCGGUGGCCACGCGCUGUCCGGGCGAUGAGCUCGAAAAGGGUCGGGAUGUGGAGUGCUCGGGCUUCGCCAGCCUCGGGUGGACGAGAGUCCAUUCGGUCGUCCUCCUCGACGCAUUGAGCGUCGAGAUGCGCUCUAGAAGCGCCUCAGAACAUUGCCUGGUCGGUGUCUUGCACUGUGAUCAACAGGAUAUUCGCUGGCCCGCGAAUCGACGUGGGGAGGACCACUGGGCGUGCUGGAAGUCCUUCACGUCCAGCCCUUGCGCUUGA
Peniophora sp. CBMAI 1063 is the source of this 717-nucleotide messenger RNA. NCBI's taxonomy places the organism in Eukaryota, Fungi, Basidiomycota, Agaricomycetes, Russulales, Peniophoraceae. The record is from the annotation of a GenBank genome assembly.